AUGAAAACACACAGUCGAAUUCUGUUACAAAAUUGUGUUUUGGAUAUUUUAAUGUUAACUGUUCAAUUGUUUGUUGAGGGGUUUCAUUUAUUUGAUAAUGAAGUGAAUACAUAUAUAUUUCCCAAUGGAAUUUUGCUUAGUUUUUUUAUAAAAGAAAAUUUUGAUCCAUUUAUAGCUUAUAUUUUUCUAGUGUUUUGGGAAUAUAUUCUUAAUUUAAAUUUGUUUGGAUUGUGUGUUCAAUUUAUUUAUAGAUAUUUAGUUUUGAACAGGUAUAUGUAUAAAAUGCUGUAUAUUCUUAAUAGAGCUCCCGAGAGUUUAUAUAAUAAGAACUCGCGUGAGUUAUCAACUCUCCUCGAAAGGAGACCCAAAUUUCUUCCUUUUCCAGUGCCGGAGGCGAAAAUUUUAAGAAUUUUGGAAGGCCAAGAAGCCAGAUUUCUUCCAUUUUGGAAAUACAAUAACAAAUCUAAAAAAAUUCAAUUCUUAGGGGUGCAAGUUUAG
Meloidogyne enterolobii is the source of this 498-nucleotide messenger RNA. NCBI's taxonomy places the organism in Eukaryota, Metazoa, Nematoda, Chromadorea, Rhabditida, Meloidogynidae. The record is from the annotation of a GenBank genome assembly.